AUGCCUAGAAAAACAAAAGCUCGUUCUCGUUUAGAUAAAUAUUACAACCUUGCUAAGGAUCAAGGAUAUAGAUCAAGAGCAGCGUUUAAAUUGUUCUAAUUAAAUCGCAAAUACAAUUUUCUCAAUAAUGCAAGAACAGUCGUAGAUUUAUGUGCAGCCCCAGGAGGAUGGAUGCAAGUGUGUGCUCAAAUUAUGCCUUCAAGUUCAACCAUAAUUGGUUUGGACUUGGUUCACAUCAAACCAAUUCCAGGAUGCAAAGCAUUCACCUAGGACAUUACAACACCAUAAUGUGUUUAAUUGCUUAAAAAGGAAAUACCAUAAAAAGCAGAUGUAUUCUUACAUGAUGGUGCUCCUAAUGUGGGAGCCAGUUGGGCUAAAGAUGCUUAUAACUAAAAUGAUCUGGUCUUAUCAGCCUUGAGAUUGGCAUCUUAAUUUUUAAAGAAGGGAGGAGUGUUUGUAACUAAAGUCUUUAGAUCAACAGAUUACAAUUCCUUAAUGUGGGUCUUUAACAAAUUCUUUUCGAAGGUAGAAGCCACUAAACCUUUAGCAAGUAGAUUUGUGUCAGCUGAAAUUUUUGUCGUUUGUUUAGACUAUUUAGCACCCGAAUACAUAGAUGAGAAAUUAUUUGAUUCUAAACAUGUGUUCAAAGAUACUGAAACUGAUAUGUUAUAAUAAUAGAUCUAGAAAGAAAUUGUCUCUGUUGACAAAAUUCUUUAGAAGAGAACUUAAAGACAUAGAAGCGGAUAUGCUGAUGAUGUUCAUUAAACUGUUUAUUAGAUGAUAGAUUUUGAAUAGUUUCUUCAUGCAGAAAACCCAUAUCCAAUCUUUAUUGAAUAUGCAGGAAUCAAGAUGACUGAAGAAGCUAAGCAAAAGUAUUUGAGCCUCGCUAAGCCUCCUUAGGAUUAUGAAAUAUUGAUGGAGGAUAUCAAAGUAUUAGGAAAGAGAGAAAUUAUAUAAUUAUUAAAAUGGAGAAGUAAGAUCAAACAUUUCUUAUCAAAACAAAAGAGAGAAUAAAAGUAACUAGAAAAAUAGGAGGAACAAGAAAGUGCUGAAUAUGAAGAUCUAGAUGAGGCUGAAGGAGAAGGAGAAGAUGAUGAAGUAAAUGAGGAAGAAGCAGUAGAAUAAGAUGAUCUCGACAAAUUGGUAGAUAAAUAAAAGGAAGCUUUGGAAUAAUAAUAUAUUGAGGAGUAGAAGAAGGAAUUAAAGGAAUAAAGAAAAUAGAAAUAAAAGUAAGCUUAACAGGAGAAGAAACUAGCAGGAAGAGGAAUAGGAUUCACUCCUUAAGAAGAAGAUUAAGAGUUAUUCUAAUUUUCUAAGCAUAAGAAUAUUUUGAAAUUAGGAUAUGUGGAUGUAGAAGAUAAACAAGAAGAGAAGCUAAGGAAAGAGAAGUUGGCAUUCAAUAAUUAAAAAUAAUUAGAUCAAAAUUUAGAAUUAAUUUAUGAAAAUAAAAAAUAAAAGAAAGAAAAUGCUUUAGAAAGAGUUAGAAAUAAAAAGUAAGCUCUAGAAUCAGAUUAAGAAGAAGUAGAUGCUGAUGAGCUUGCGUGCAAACCAAUUAAAAAAGUGAAGAAACAAGAGGAUCACUUAAAAGUUUCAGAUUUGAAGAGCAAAUUUUUUGAUAAGGAGGAAUUCUAAAAAUUAAAGGAAUAACUUAAAAAAUAAAAAGAUGAUGUAUUUGACAACCCUUUAAAAAAUUAAAACAUAACAUAGUUGGAGAAGAAGAAGAAAGAGAAAACUGACAGAGAAUAAACUGCUGAUAAAUUUAAGAAUGACUCAGAUAGUGAUGAACAAGAAGAAAAAGUUAUGGAUCCAAAAUAAUUGAAAAAUUUAUAAAAGUAAAUUUAAGAAGAUUUAAACUAAUUGGAUGAUAAUAAAGAUGUUGGUUUAUUGAAAAGAGUUGAUAAAAAAGAAAUGGAAUAUUAAAGAAAAUUAAGUAAUUAUAUUAUAAAAUCUAUUUAGAUGCAAGAAUCAAUCAAGAUCCAUUACCUGGAGAAGAUGAGAAAGUAAAAUAAUUUGAACUUAAUCUUCCUAUUUCAGAUAUGGAAAAAAGAAGAAGGAAGCUUAAAAAAAUAGCAGCCAGGGAAGAGAAGAAGGCUAAAUAAGCAUCAGAUAAGGAUCCAAAUCAUAAAGAAUUAGAAAUUGUCCCUGAAAAAAGGAUAGAGGAUUAUGAUAUUGAUUAAUUAGCCACUAAUCUGGCAUUGGCAAAAAAAAUGAUGAGGAAAAAGACUAGAGAAUAAAUAAUUGAAAAUUCUUUUGGUAGAGAUAAAUGGGAAGAUGAAGAUUUACCUUAAUGGUUUGUAGAUGAUGAAGAAAGACACGUGUUUAAGAUGGAACCUAUUACAAAAGAAGAAUUUUAAUAGGAAAAACAAAGGUUAUAUGAAAUCAAUUCUAGAGUACCUAAGAAGGUAUUUAGACAAUAUUAUUAUUAAAGAUUAUGGAAGCCAAAAUCAGAAAGUGGAAGAAGGCUCAAAAGAAGCUUAAAACUGCUGCAAAAAAGGCUUAGACUGUUUUUGAUACCGAUGGUAUUAAUGAAAAAACAAAAAUGUAAUAAGUGAGAAGAAUUUAUAACAAAGAAAAAGCAAAUAUUUAAAAAGAAUAAGAAAGAAAGGUCAUAGUUGCUAGAAAAGGUCAAGCAAGUGGAAGUAAUUAUUUACAAUUAAAUUCUAGAACUUAAAAGUUCAAGGAAGGUUCUCACUGUCGAUAAAAGAUUGAAAAAAGACAAAAGAGCUAUGAAGGCUAAGGCCAGAGUUGGAAAAGGAAAAAAGAGAAGACAAGUCUCUAGGAGAAAAGGAAAAAAGUAGAAGUCCUGA
Messenger RNA from Paramecium octaurelia, 2807 nucleotides. NCBI's taxonomy places the organism in Eukaryota, Ciliophora, Oligohymenophorea, Peniculida, Parameciidae. The record is from the annotation of a GenBank genome assembly.